This is a messenger RNA of Caenorhabditis elegans, 999 nucleotides long. RefSeq names its product Serpentine Receptor, class T (gene srt-35). Bases 1 to 999 code for a protein of 332 amino acids. NCBI's taxonomy places the organism in Eukaryota, Metazoa, Nematoda, Chromadorea, Rhabditida, Rhabditidae. The transcript is spliced from 4 exons. The record is from RefSeq and is marked reviewed.
AUGAAUAAUAUCUUCAAAUACGGUUCGAUUGAAAAUAUCCCAAUGUAUAAUUGCAGCGCAAGAACUCCUGCUCAAUGGUCCUACGAAAGCGGCGAGUCUCACCCGAUUAUUGGCUCUUUACAAAUAGUUUAUGGUGUUAUUGUUAAUCUGCUCUACCUACCGAUAUCAAAAAUAAUGUUGGAAAAAGAGAAUUAUAAACUAUCAUCAUUCAAGAUAAUGUUUCAUUUGGCUGUCACCGAUGUUCUAGUAAUUUUUAUAAACUCAAUCCUAACCGGAAUUCUAGCAAUCCAAGGUGCCGUUUACUGUACUUACCCUAACUUAAUUUAUAUAACUGGAUCAAUUGCAAUGUGCCUUUGGUGUUCUUCUUGUUUCACAUCUCUUAUUCUAGUGAUUAAUCGACUUUUAAUCUUAUGGAAACCUUCAGUUGAAAUGCAGAUGUUUGAAGGCAAUAAGACACCAGCCUUAUUGUGUUGUUCUGUAAUUUACGGAAGUUAUUUCCUGUUCACAACACCACAUGUCUACAAUUCGAAACAUCUUGCGUGGUUCUACGAUCCGAUGAUUUUUCCUGGUAGAGCCAAGGAAUACGAUAAUAUUUAUCAUGGCGUUAAUAACUUUUCUAUCGUUGCUAUCACAUGUGCACUCUAUAUUCCAUUUUACAAAAUUGUUCGAGGAAAUCUGAAAAUCUCAGGCAGUAACUCAAGGUUUCAUAACGCUAAACUACAAAUCUAUCUGCAAUCAGUAUUAAUAUGUGUCGCGAGUCAAGCAGCUGCGAUCAUCUACGUGGUCAUGAAUUUCGUCCAAGUUCCUCCGAUUGUCGUCGUCUCUGGUCAUCUACUCUGGGAAUUGGUACAUGGAGCUCCAGUGUUCAUAUACAUUUCAUUCAAUGAUAUGAUCCGAAAACGAUUUCUGGAGAUAUUCGGUUGCAAAAAUGUGGUGACACCGCAAUUUGUUGUAAGCCCUCCUGUUGUUGUUCAACAUGAUUAUACUUUUAUGAUUUGA